AUGACCACUGCAGCAAGGAUGGAUACCUUCAGAUUUCUCGACCUACCAAAAGAAAUCCGACUAAUAGUCUACGAGCAACUCCCCUUCAUCAGACGACACUCCACGUUGAUUAUGCCAUAUACUCCGGACCACAAGGGCAGUAUCGUUCUCGUCCUCCAAGUACUUCCUCUUGCUAUCCUGAGAGUGUCCAAGAUGAUUCACGAUGAAGCGUACGCCUUGCUCAAGCCUAAGAUGUACGAGCUGCUCUAUCGGCCGCCUCGACUUAUCAUACCAGCACCAGAUGUUUUCAAGAUAGGAGCAGGCUUCGCUAAGUUUCUCCAGAUCGCCAGACAACUGCUCCACAAACAGUCUAUAGCAACACUGAGCUCUGGUGAGAUAGUUUAUUACCAACCAGGAAUGGUAUACUACGCUCAGGGAAACAUUCCACUGAUCAUCACUCUCUCGCUCAUCCAGUGGGCACAACACGCUGGUCUCUAUCUUGGACAGAUGAAGGUCCAUCCUAUCUUGGCUCGAUUUGCAGCAGACAACCCGAAUCCACCAAUGAGAUCCGCUGGAGUCCAGCUAUUGAUCAGCCAACCAGGUAUGGGACCAAAGUUAUGUGAGACAUGUCUCGAGGACCACAUACCGCUAAUGCACAUCCUGAUUUACUUCAUAUCUGAAAACCUCAGCAUGGCCCGAAAGAAGAACCCCAAGGUGAAUGUACUGCUUCUAGGUACGAGCGUGUGCAAUCCAGAUGCUCAGAACGGAUUACAUUACCACGGGUCAGAAGACUUGCAGGAAGAGCUAAACAGUGCAUUGUGGUGGAACUGGCCAAAGUGUAGAUUGCAAAAGAAUGGAGGACAUAUUGUUGAGCUAACGGCUUGGGAAGGAGAUUGGCAGGCUAGACCUACAGUGGGGAUGUUGGGAAUUUCAAGUGAUGAGGAAAAGACGGAGAGUGCGACGUACAUCGACUUCGUCCAACAACAUGUAGCGUCUGAUGGCAAACGAACAUCUCGACACGAUACACUGCCCUCGUAUUAG
Alternaria arborescens is the source of this 1020-nucleotide messenger RNA. RefSeq lists its product as hypothetical. The record is from RefSeq and is a predicted model, not a curated record. The transcript has a single exon. Bases 1 to 1020 code for a protein of 339 amino acids. Lineage: Eukaryota; Fungi; Ascomycota; Dothideomycetes; Pleosporales; Pleosporaceae.